UUCACUUCCGGUUAGUUCUAUAAUCUCUACUGGCGGGAACUGGAGCAGCGGAGAGCAGUCGCGUCAGGCACCGAGUGGUUAAAAACAUUUCAGGUUCAUAUUUUAAUACGAAUAUUUGUAGCGUCGUGUCGUGUCCGCGGGGGAUAAUGUCCCGCGUGCUGAAUUGCAUCGUGGCGGUGUGUCCUGACCUGGGCAUCGGUAAGAGCGGACAGCUGCCGUGGCACCCGCUCAGACUCAGCAACGAAUUCAAGCAUUUCAGGAAGAUGACGACGACUCCAUCUGUGGAAGGGAAGCAGAAUGUGGUGAUCAUGGGCAGGAAGACGUGGUUUUCCAUCCCAGAGAAGAACAGGCCUCUCAACAACAGGAUCAACAUUGUCCUCAGCAGGGAGCUCAAAGCUCCGCCUGCAGGAGCCCACUUCCUGGCUGCAGACUUUGACUCGGCUCUCCGGCUGGUGGACACCGAGUUGGCUGACAGGGCCGACCAGGUGUGGGUUAUAGGAGGCAGCUCACUCUACAAGGAGAUGAUGGAGAGCCCGGGGACCAGAAGGCUAUUCGUCACCCGAAUCAUGAAGCAGUUUGAAAGCGACACAUUCCUCCCUGAAAUCAACCCAGACAAAUACUGCCUUCUCCCAGAGUUCCCAGGCGUGCCACAAGGCAUCCAGGAGGAGAAUGGCAUCCAGUACAGAUUUGAAGUCUAUGAGAGCAUCAACCAAUGAAAUGACCAGAAAAACUGGGCAACCUCCUGAUUUGCCAUCAUUAUGUAGAUGGGAGUAAUCUGUGGUGUAUAUAACUUUGUCCUCUUAAGUGAUUGUGCAGUAUGAAGAUGUCACACUGAUUUGUAUCUUUUUUUUUUCACAAGGCUUGUAAUGUUUACAUUUUUUGUAAUUAAAUCUGUCAAAAAUC
This is a messenger RNA of Myripristis murdjan (pinecone soldierfish), 903 nucleotides long. It is a transcript of the gene dhfr, whose product is annotated as dihydrofolate reductase. Gene Ontology annotation, molecular function: dihydrofolate reductase activity; NADP binding. The transcript has 6 exons. The record is from RefSeq and is a predicted model, not a curated record. Gene Ontology annotation, biological process: folic acid metabolic process; tetrahydrofolate biosynthetic process; dihydrofolate metabolic process. Bases 147 to 716 code for a protein of 189 amino acids. Gene Ontology annotation, cellular component: mitochondrion. NCBI's taxonomy places the organism in Eukaryota, Metazoa, Chordata, Actinopteri, Holocentriformes, Holocentridae.